ACAGGAGAGAAGGAGAGAAAGGGAGCGCCGGGACAGCACUGCAACAGCUGCAGCUGCAGCAGCCUGUCAUUAGGGAAGAGGGAAAGAAAGAGGAGAGGAAGACGAGGCUGCAGGAUUGCCUAAAAGGAAGCACUGUAUGUGUGUGUUUUUUUUUGCACAAGGAGAAGGCUUUAAAUAAGGAAGCCCAGCUUUCUCCCUGCUGAUGCUUUUCUAUAGGGUCUCAUGCAGGAGGCAUGCUUGGAAAUAGUGUGAAAGGCCGAGAAGGAGAUUUGAAGAUGGAAAGGACGGAUAGCACAAAGGCAUACAGCCAAGCAGAUGGCAAAGGAGUUGGCGUGGCAGCUAAGAGGGCCAAGUCUGGAGUGCCCCAGAGCACACAGCGGAGUGAACUGAAGGUUUACCGGGCAGGCAGCUCUGAGGGCAGGCUACCAGUGCCCUCCAGUCUCCGCAAGCAGAGGUCUAUGACAAACCUGGCUGUACUCACUGAUGCAGAGAAGAAGUUGCACCUUUAUGAGCCAAAGUGGUGUGAUGACAUGGCCAAGCCUGGAGCAGGGCAGGCUAAGAUGGGAAAGCCAAAGACAGCGGGAGGUGGCAGCAAUGGUGGAGGGGCUGCCCCUCUCUCUCGAAACCUGUCCAAAUCUGAGCAUUCACUGUUCCAGGGCAAACCCAAGCCCUUCAGCCCUCUGGCUGCUCCCUCUGCCCUGAGCAAGCAGAGCCGCAUACCUCGUGGGCCUUAUGCUGAGGUAAAGCCUCUGAGCAAGGCACCUGAGGAUGGGAAGUCAGAUGAUGAGAUCCUCUGCAGUAAGGCAAAGGUCAGUGCAAAGAAGCAGGAAGCCGGAGCUGGAGGGGAGUCUGGUUCCAAAGGCCAGGGGGAGGAAGGAGGGGACAAGCCCUUUCUGAAGGUGGACCCAGAGCUGGUAGUGACAGUGCUGGGUGAUCUGGAGCAGCUGCUUUUCAGUCAGAUAUUAGACCCCGAAUCCCAGAGGAAACGGACCAUGCAGAAUGUCCUUGACCUUCGCCAGAACUUGGAGGAUACAAUGUCGAGUCUGCGGGGCUCCCAGCUCAGCCACAGCUGUCUGGACAGCAGUAACGUGGCCUACGACAGUGAUGAGACAAAUGCUCGCAGAAAAAAAAACCGCUCUUCACCUCUCUCCUGGCGCCACGGCCAGUCCAGUCCCCGUCUUCAAGCAGGCGAUGCCCCGUCCUCCACGGGUGGAGGAUACCAGGAUAGUAAGACUGGCUCCCAGUAUACAGCUCACACAAUGCCAGCUCGCUGUUCCAGCCGCCUCAGCAGCACAUCUCGCAUUGAGCUGAUCGAAGGCUUGGAUGUGGAUGACCCAGACCUCAAGUCUGGUUACCUGAGUGACACUGACCUCCUAGGAAAGAGCCUGCCGGAUGAUGAUGAUGAUGACAACCUGGCUAAUGGUUGGGAUGAGAGCAGCUCCAUCAGCAGCGGGCUCAGCGACGGUGACGGCGAUGGCUCGGAGAACCUCAGUUCAGAGGAGUUCAAUGCCAGCCUCUCUCUCAACUCCCUGCCGAGCACACCCCUGGGAUCCAGACGUAGCUGCUCUGUUAUGCUCCGCACUGAUGCAGAGAAACGGUCCUUGGUGGAAAGUGGGCUUUCUUGGUACAGCGAGGAUGGAAAAGUCAGCCACAAGCUCGAUAGCUGCAGCUAUGACACAGGGAGUCUGAAGACAGACGCCCCAAGCAAGUGGAGAAAGAAGCCUCCAAGCUUCAGUGAGGACUUAGGGGGUAAAGGAGAACUUAAGAAGCCUCAAAUGUUAGGUCAACCAGGGAGUUUCAAGAAGGGCCGCAAUCCUCCUGUGGGCGUCACCUCUCCCAUCACCCAUACAUCCCAGAGCCUGCUCAAAGUCGCAGCACCUAAAAGUGAGAAGCCACUAGACAAAUCCAAGAUUUCCAUUAAAGCAGCUGGUCUACAACGGUCUCGCUCUGAUGCUGGCAGGGACCAUCAUGGAGAGCAUCGCAAGCCCCCAUCAGGUUUAGUUAAACCUACUGCUGGAGCCUCGUUUGGGUACAAGAAAGCACCAACAGCCACUGGCACCACCAUUGCAAUGACAGCAGGGGGCGUCACUAUCUCCAGUGAUUCUGCUACUGUGGGGAAAAUCCCCAAGUCAUCUGGCAUCCCUGUGAAGCCUGUGGGAGCAGGAACACCCUCGGGUCGAAAGAACAGUUUUGAUGCCAGUAGUGAGCAGAGCUUCUUGGGGCCAAAUGCCCGAAACAGCAUUCAGUACCGCAGCCUGCCUCGACCAGCCAAAUCAAGUGCGUUCAGUGUGAUUGGUCGACCUGCGGCCCGGCCUGUCAGCGGUACCAUUGACCCCAGUCUGCUGAGUCUGAAACCUGUGCCCUUGGCUUCCACAGGCCCCAGGCUUAAAGAGCCUAAUAGUGGCAGCAGCAAAAUGGCUAAUCGAACCACCAUGGGUCCAGUGAACCAAACCGACAGAGAGAAGGAGAAGGAGAGAGCAAAGGCCAAGGCUGUAGGUGCUGAUAUAGACUGUGGUUCUCUGAAAGGAGAGGUGACUCACUCUGAGUCCACCGGAGAGUCUGCCGUGAAAGUGCACGGCCUGAGGCGGACCAGCAGCAGCAAGUACCCUGAGCUGUCAUCACCCACCACACCAAGGAUGUUGAACACCAAGUCUCUAGGUCGCCCGCCCAGCCUGGCUCACCUGGACAAGGUCAACUCCAACAGCCUUGACUCCUGUGUGACCAUCCAGGACCUCCCACCCAAAGUCCCCCCAUACUCCAAGCUUCAGGACUUAGCAGGUUCCCACACAGCUGCCCGCCUCACCCCCAGCCCAGCGCCCGUCCUCCACAUCGAUUCACCCAAUUCCUACACCAGCGAAAGCCUGAGCCUGAGUGGAUCACCGCUACUUUAUCCUAAGUUGUCUGGUAUGCACCGCAGCUUGGAGUCCCUGCCCCUCCAGAUGAGCGUACCCUCCACCACAAGGUUUGUCACAGCUGAGACGCAUGACAAGGAAGAAAGGGGUACAGGAACCUGGGGGGCCGGGAGCAGGACAUCCCUCAACCUCUCAGAUAGCUUACAAACUGAUAGGAAUACCCUGCCAAAGAAAGGCUUAGAACGCUGUGGCUCAAGCCUGUCGGAGAGUGAAGGAAGCAAACCAGGAAGGCGCCACUCCCACACCAUAGUCAGCAUGACAGAGAGCAAUAGCCCCCCUCAGCUGCCUUCUCCCACCCGCCCUCUCCACCCCUCCUCCAGCAAGGCUCCUCUCACCAACGUGGUUGCCCCAAUUUCCAGCGACACUCCAAGGAUAUCACGUUCCAACAGCACAGGCCCCCGUAGUGACUCCUCCUCUAUGGAUCUCUAUGGAUCCUCCCCUCUGGGUAGCAGCAUGUCUCUGGCUGACCGGCCUAAAAGCAUGAUGCGGUCCGGGUCGUUCCGUGAACCAGGGGAAGAUGUCCAUGGCUCUGUGCUGUCUUUGGCAUCCAACACUUCGUCCAACUAUUCCUCGAAUGAGGAGAGGAUACAAGGGGAGCAAAUCCGCAAGUUGAGACGAGAGUUGGAAUCCUCGCAGGAGAAGGUCGCCAACUUGACCAUGCAGCUUUCUGCCAAUGCUAAUCUGGUAGCAGCGUUUGAACAGAGUUUGGCGCUGAUGACAGCACGCCUGCAAACCCUGUCGGUCUCCUCGGAGCAAAAGGACUCUGAGCUCACUGACUUGAAAGAUACCAUCGAAAUUCUGAAGGCCAAAAAUACAGAGGCCCAGGAAAUCAUUCAGGGGGCACUCAGCAAUCCGGACAUCACACCUAAAGAACUGCUGAUCAAUCGUCAGAACUCCUCAGAAAGCAUCUCCAGCCUCACUAGCACCACCAGCCACUCAAGUAUGGGUGGUCUCAAGGAGCAGGAGGCCAAGAAGAAAAAAAAAAAGAGCUGGGUCUUUGAGUUACGCAGCUCCUUCAACAAGGCCUUUAGUAAGAAGGCCUCCAAGCCGUCAGGGCCGUAUGCUGACAUUGAGGAGAUCUCCACCCCAGAGUCCUCGGUACCUUCCUCCCCCAAGGUCCAUCAUGAUGGGGAUAACACUUCAUCAUCAAUAAAAUCCUCAGCAUCUGCAUCAUCAUCUGGACUCUGUGAAGGAGGUGAGGUGGUGGAUGAGAAGGUGGUGUCAGAGCUGCGUACGGAGCUCUGGGAGAAGGAGCGUAAAUUGACGGACAUCCGCCUGGAGGCGCUGAGCUCUGCCCAUCAGCUGGAGCAGCUGCAGGACGCCAUGAAUAACAUGCAGAGGACUGUGGAGAAACUUAAGACUGAGAAUGACCAGCUGAAGACGGGUGGUUUGUCCCCCUGUCCAUCUCCUGGACCCUCCAGCUCCGUCUCCCAGUCCUCAGGUCUCACUGCUUUAGGAAGCUCAUCCCCUCGACAGUCGGUAGCCAUGCACCUGCCCAAAAGCUACAGCAGAGGGCUGAAUGAGGGUAGCAGCUCAGAUGUCCACUCAGCAGAUUCUCUUAGCCUUUCUUCAAAAAGAGAUGAUCACCGUGUCAGGGUGGUGGUUUGUGUUACAGAUUUACACGUCUUCAAAGAUGAGGUGAAACAGCAGGAUUUCUUUGUAGGCACUCUGAGGGUGAACGGCAGGAUGGACUGGACCAUGCUAGACUCAGCGGUCAGCCAGGCCUUUAAGGUGUACAUAGCCAAAGUGGACCCCACUUCCAGCUUAGGCCUUUCUACUGACUCUAUCUACAGUUACAGUAUGAGCCACAUUAAGAGAGUGCUGGGAGGAGAAGCUCCUGAGACGCAGCCCUCUUGCUGCAUGUCCCGAGGCCCCAGCGGCAUCACUGUGGCACUGAAAGGUUUGAAGGAGAAGUGUGUGGACAGCCUGGUAUUUGAAACACUCAUUCCCAAACCUAUGAUGCAACACUACAUCAGUCUGCUUCUCAAGCACCGCCGUCUCAUCCUAUCUGGGCCGAGCGGGACAGGGAAGACCUACCUCGCCUCCCGGCUGGCCGAGUACCUGGUGGACCGCAGCGCCCGUGAAGUCACAGACGGCAUCGUGGCCACUUUCAACAUGCACCGCCAAUCAUGCAAGGAUCUGCAGCUUUAUCUUUCCAAUUUGGCCAAUCAGGUUGAUAGGGAAACCAGCGCUUCAGCAAUACCGCUGGUAGUUAUUCUGGAUGAUAUUAAUGAUCCUGCUUCCAUCAGUGAACUCGUCAAUGGUGCUCUCACCUGCAAAUAUCACAAAUGCCCUUACAUUAUUGGAACAAGCAACCAGCCAGUGAAGAUGACGGCAAACCACGGUCUGCAUCUCAGCUUCAGGAUGGUGACCUUCUCAAACAAUGUGGAACCAGCCAAUGGCUUCCUUGUGCGAUAUUUGCACACCAAUGAGGACCUGAUGAGGGUGCUAGACUGGGUGCCCAAACUGUGGUACCAUCUGCACACCUUCCUGGAGAAGCACAGCACAUCUGACUUCCUCAUUGGCCCUUGCUUUUUCCUGUCCUGUCCAGUCACAGUAGAUGAGUUUCGAUCAUGGUUCAUUGACCUUUGGAACCACUCUAUUAUUCCAUACUUGCAAGAGGGGGCCAAGGAUGGCGUGAAGGUCCACGGCCAGAAGGCGGUAUGGGAGGACCCAGUGGAGUGGGUGAGAGACACGUUGCCUUGGCCAUCUGCCCAGCAGGACCAGGCAAAGCUGUUCCACCUACCUCCCCCCAGCAUCGGCUCCAGCAGCCCCGGUCAGCCCUGUGAGCAGAGGCCUGACAAGGAGACCCCACCCAGCUCUAUGGAAUCUGAUCCUCUGAUGGCAAUGCUUUUGAAACUUCAAGAAGCUGCCAAUUACAUUGAAUCCCCAGACAAAGAAGAUCCUAGCCUGCCUAAACUUUGAACACAAAGCUUACACUUUAACACUUAGCACUUAGAUUUUUUUUUUCUUCAUUCACUGUACUGACACAGUGCACAUUCAGGAGCAAGUGAACUCACAGAAACGCUUGUCAUUCCAGAGGAAAGAGGCUGAAAGUGUAACCAGUUAAAUCCAAAUCAUUUUAACAUGUACAGUAUUUUCAAAACACUGUUCAAAAGUAUUGAAUGAAAUGUUCUGUUAAGUAUGGCCUAUACAGUAUGUGACUGGAUGACAUUCACUCCAGCUCACAUCCCUUUACCACCACUGUAGCCCUCCGUACUCCUAGACUGGUGCUAAUCGAUCACACUGUCUCAGCACUUAGACUUCAGGUGAUUUCUUAAACGGCACACAUAGCCUGUCCUGUGUUGUGCUGAAGUGCAUCAUGGGAUAUGGAGUGAUUGUCAUCAGGAGCUAAUCUCAGUUUAUGGUGACUCCUUUUGGAAAAGAGUAUGACAGCAUGACAGAUGCUACUGUUUAUUGCAAAGUUCUUUGGUACAUAUCUACUGUAUAAGUCUUUGAAGGCUAACUCUUAUACAUAUGCAAUCCUGAAUUUUACAACCCAAGCAGGUAAAACAAAUAAAAUGCCUUAAGUACAAAGACAUCAAUGUCACCUCAGCUUCAGCAGAAAAUACUGGUGCUUUCAUCAAUACCAUCCCAGUAGAGACAGUCAGAAAACAGCUAUUUCUUCAAUGGUUUACUUUAUUCAUUUCAAUUCAUAAUCUUACACUUGCUGUCAUACUCUUUUACAUACAACACGUAUUUAUUAGUGAUGUCAGUUCAUCACUUCGUCAUACACUUUUUUUCCAAGCAGUUAAUUUCCGUUUAUUAACUGCUUUAUGUAAAGCUGUCGUCACCCGUCAGUAUAUAUCAGGUAUUACAGACUUAUUACACAGGGAUAAUAUAGCAAACACCCUCUGAAGAAUUUAAAUCAAAAACUAUUUGAAUCCAGUUUGGGUUUAUUUGUCUUUACCGUUUAUCCAGGAACGAGUACAUUAGUUUAAAAUCUUUCCCCCUGUAUUCAGAGUAGUUACAGUAAUGUGUAUAUAAUGUGCAUACAGCCAGGCUACAUCACAUUUAUUUUAUCUACAUUAGGUGGUGCAAAUAUCUACCAUUCUGAACCAAAUACUGUACUUCAAUCAUGCAUAUUGACUGUCAAGUUAGAGGUUUAAGUUCAACUAUGAAUGUACAGAAAACACUUUUAAAACGGUUAGAGAAUAGUUUCUAUCAUCUAUUAGGUGCUUUUAAAAGAAGCCUUAUCUCAAAGCUCCACUGCAAAAUGUUUUUAGCAAUGGCUGAGUAAAGUGACUUGACAGCUGCCUACACCCAGUUCAUUUGCGACAGUUCAUGCACUUCACAACCAUUAACACUCUCCUGUUCAUCAUGCUUAUUACCAUCAUUUAGGUGCUUUUAAACAAACUUAGUUUUGAUCAAAGGUCAUGCAGAGUUUCAGGGUAGAUUAGCAAUGGAUUCUGUGUCAUUUCUGUCAAAUGCUGAAGAAAUAGAAGAUCUUAGAAUUCUUUUUUUUUUAGGAUGUUGUUGACAGUGUAAAAGACAUUAUGUAGAGACAGUGAGGUCAUGUCAGACAUUGGAUGGUGUGUGCUCAUGUUUUGUAAAUGAAUGUCCGACCAGCUGGGUGACAGCUUGAUAUGAAAGUUGAACAGUUUAAAUUGUCUGAGCUGCUUAUUGCUUCAUUAUUGCACUGUUUAAGGCUGAUAGCAAAACUUUAAGACACUCCGCAGCUCUGGUUGGUUACAUGUAAACUAAAAAAAUGAAUGAAUUAAAAACAUUACAGAGGAAAAGAUGCCAAGUGCUCAGUGAGUCUACCCCUGACCACAUGCCAACUGAGAAUAAUUUAUUGUAAAUAAUUCAGGUGCUUGACAGUAUUCUCCCACCCUGAUCUGUUUUUGUAGGUUAACAAAAACCAUCAGCUCGAGUUUCUCUUCUCAUUCACUGCUUAUUGUGCCUGUUGCUGUGUAGUAGCUGUGAUUUAUGUUUGCUUACUAGUGUAUGGGGACUAUGCAGCAACUUCUACUGGUGCUGGCAGUCAGAAAAUGUCUGAACUUCAGGAGUAUACGUAGUAUGUUUUCAUCCGGUCUGUCUUUGAGUUCUUAAUUUGGACCAAAAUUCACCACAGGAUCAAAGUGGAAGCUUGUAUGAGCAGGUGACACUGAGCCUUAAAGUGAGGAGGGUUUGUUUGGUGUUGCAUUCAGAAACAGGGUUCACAGAUGUAGUUAAAGAAAUUCAGCUGUUUGGAAGCUUUGUCUUUAAGUCUGUAUGAAUGGCAAUAAACGUUAUGUAACUGGAUAAUGGUCAAAUGACAAAAAAAAAAA
Messenger RNA from Monopterus albus (swamp eel), 8182 nucleotides. RefSeq names its product neuron navigator 1-like. Lineage: Eukaryota; Metazoa; Chordata; Actinopteri; Synbranchiformes; Synbranchidae. Gene Ontology annotation, cellular component: microtubule cytoskeleton; axon initial segment. Gene Ontology annotation, biological process: nervous system development; neurogenesis; microtubule bundle formation. Gene Ontology annotation, molecular function: ATP hydrolysis activity. The record is from RefSeq and is a predicted model, not a curated record.